This is a messenger RNA of Enhydra lutris kenyoni (northern sea otter), 2768 nucleotides long. Its product is annotated as solute carrier family 37 member 2. Gene Ontology annotation, biological process: glucose-6-phosphate transport; phosphate ion transmembrane transport. The record is from RefSeq and is a predicted model, not a curated record. Gene Ontology annotation, molecular function: glucose 6-phosphate:phosphate antiporter activity. Lineage: Eukaryota; Metazoa; Chordata; Mammalia; Carnivora; Mustelidae. The transcript is spliced from 18 exons. Gene Ontology annotation, cellular component: endoplasmic reticulum membrane. Bases 72 to 1583 code for a protein of 503 amino acids.
GCGAGGGCCACGCGCCCAGCCCCGCGCCCUCCUUCGGCCACCAUCUCCGCCUCGGAUCCCGGCCCGGCACGAUGCGGUCUUCCUUGGCUCCGGGUGUCUGGUUCCUGCGCACCUUCUCCAGGGACAGCUGGUUCCGAGGCUUCAUCCUGGUGCUGACCUUCUUCAUCUACACCUGUUAUCACAUGUCCAGGAAGCCCAUCAGUGUUGUCAAGAGCCGUCUGCACCAGAACUGCUCGGAGCUGAUCAAGCCCAUCAACGACAGCCACAGUCUCAAUGACACGACGUGGUGUAACUGGGCUCCAUUCGAUAAGAACAACUACAAGGAGUUACUGGGGGCCGUGGACAAUGCCUUCCUUGUGGCCUACGCCAUCGGCAUGUUCAUCAGCGGAAUUUUUGGGGAGCGGCUCCCCCUCCGUUACUACCUUUCAGCUGGAAUGUUGCUCAGCGGCCUUUUUACCUCGCUCUUUGGCCUUGGAUAUUUCUGGAACAUCCAUGUGCUCUGGUACUUUGUGCUUAUCCAGAUCUGUAACGGACUUGUCCAGACCACCGGCUGGCCCUCUGUGGUGACCUGCGUUGGCAACUGGUUCGGGAAGGGAAAGCGGGGGCUCAUCAUGGGCAUCUGGAACUCACACACAUCCGUGGGCAACAUCCUGGGCUCCCUGAUCGCUGGCGUCUGGGUGAAUGAGCACUGGGGCCUGUCCUUUGUGGUGCCAGGCAUCAUCACCGCUGCCAUGGGCAUCCUCACCUUCCUCUUUCUCAUUGAAUACCCAGAAGAUGUGGACUGUGCGGCUCCCCAGCACCACACUAGUAAUGGGCUGGAAGAGAACCCGGACAGCCCUGAGGACCUGGGGAAUGGUCCCUGCACCAACAAGGAGAGCAGCCUGGAGAGCGCGGCCAGGUGCUCCAAGGAGCCAAGGGCGCAGCCUGCGGCCAUCAGCUUCCUGGGGGCGCUCCGCAUCCCGGGUGUGGUGGAGUUCUCCUUGUGUCUGCUUUUUGCCAAGCUGGUCAGCUACACCUUCCUCUACUGGCUGCCUCUCUACAUCUUCAACGUGGCUCACUUUAGCGCCAAACAGGCUGGGGACCUGUCGACCCUCUUCGAUGUUGGUGGCAUCAUGGGCGGCAUCAUGGCGGGGCUCAUCUCCGACCACACCAACGGCAGGGCCACCACCUGCUGUGUCAUGCUGAUCUUGGCUGCCCCCAUGAUGUUCCUGUAUAACAACAUUGGUCAGAACGGGAUUACCAACUCUAUAGUAAUGCUGAUCAUUUGUGGGGCCCUGGUCAAUGGUCCUUACGCACUCAUCACCACCGCCGUUUCUGCUGACCUGGGAACUCACGAGAGCCUGAAGGGCAAUGCAAAGGCACUCUCCACCGUCACAGCCAUCAUCGACGGCACUGGGUCCAUAGGUGCGGCUCUGGGGCCUCUGCUGGCUGGACUGAUUUCCCCCACAGGCUGGAACAACGUCUUCUAUAUGCUCAUCUCUGCCGACGUUCUGGCCUGCUUGCUCCUCUGCCGGUUGGUGUACAAAGAAAUCCUUGCCUGGAAGUCAUCUUUGAGCAGAGACAGAGGGUAUAAAGAGAUAUGAAGCCCUGAUUCGCAGAGAAGCACGGAGGGCCCCAGCUGAUUCCCAAAGUGCUCUCCCCCGACCCCCUCAUGGGGGCAAGACAAUGGAACCCACCACAGACGGGCUGACAGGGCCUCUGAGGGGCUGGGAGGUUCUCCUCGGGAAGGGGCCUGCCAGCAGGAGGACUCACAGCCCUGAGCUCCAGAAGCUGCAAAGCAGAAGGGUUGGGGAUCAGAGCUGAGUGGUGUCUCCAGCUUGGUAAGGGAAGAAUAUGCUCAGACUCUUGCUUGUUCAGAUUCCGAGGCAGGGGCUGGACAUGGGCCAAGGCCUGGCAAAGGUGUGUCUCUCCUUCCCGUGUGGAAAGCGAGCCUCGGUGCUCAGCCUAUACCUGUCCGUGGAUUUCUGACCCUAUUUGAGAGCCACCAAGCCUCUCUUCCUUCCUUUGUCCAUAAGCCAGCUUUCUCGUGUAUUUCCCAUGUCAGAACCUCUUCUACCCUGCAUUUGAUCCCGACUCCUGACCCGAGUCGAUUAAAGUGUUAUUACUGUAUUCUGUGGGACCAGGACCAGGGAGAGGCAAAGGAGGUGCCACUCUUGAGCCCAGGGCUGGGCUUCCCCCGCCCCAGUCUCGUCCCAGCCCUCCACGUCCCCAGGGGAGGAGCACAUGUCAGAACAGCGCAGGGAGGGGGCAGGCCGGACUAAAGCCACAGGGGCCAGUGGCCACCGAGUGCUCACCGCACAUGAGCCCUGCUCUGGGAACAGAGUAGAUGGUGGGCACGAAGACGGACUUCCGCCCGAGCACAGGCCCCAGGGUGACGAGACUAGGAAGAAGGAAGCUGCCUGGCUCAUUCAGCCACUGUCCCAAGGGCAGUGGCCUGAGCUCUCUGCGGCCUGCCUCCCCUUCCCCCGUGUUCCUGCCUUACUUCUCCUGCCCACCCCACCCCAGAGUGCUGCCUGCCAGGCUAGCCCUUGGCAUUGCUCCCUGACCUCCGAAGCCACCCAUCAGCACAAUACAGAUCCUUUUUGCCAGCCGGGCCUGUACUCAUCCUUGUCAGGGCCUGGCACGGCCGCGCGGGCUGUCACGUUCCCAGGCUGGGGCUGGCCACAAGCGGGCCUCCCUAAGGACAUGCUCGUGACCACACGGUGGGGGGCGGGGGCCUGUGGGGCUCAGCAGGAGCUAGAGCCCCACACAAGGUGCAGCUGUGGCAU